Messenger RNA from Aspergillus calidoustus, 2001 nucleotides. The record is from the annotation of a GenBank genome assembly. NCBI's taxonomy places the organism in Eukaryota, Fungi, Ascomycota, Eurotiomycetes, Eurotiales, Aspergillaceae.
AUGAAUGUCCGGUGCAUUAUCUGUGGUCUUAGGAUAGCCCGUGAAGGCGAGCCAAAUGACUCCUGGCUUCAAAGAUACCGCAUGAUUUAUCGCACGAGUGAUGGAGUCUAUCUGUCCGACACUCUAGUGAGAAGGCGCUCCGGAGACGGAUCGAGUUUCCAAGUCCCCCUGCAGAACUCGAUUUUCGCAAAUAUUCCAAUAAUCCAAGAAACAAAUGGUCAAUUCGGUUUUGUCAUGCACAAUGCGUGCUGGGAUAUCUUCAAGGUCAGGGCCGGGUCUACCUCGAUCUCUCUGCACAGGAUGGUUGAGGUCUUUGAGUCAGUUCCGAGAGCCCAGGGGUCUGCACGAUCGUCCUGUUACGCAUGGGGCCACAUGUACAAGGGGUUAAUCUGCCUCGCUCCUGGACGUUGGCCGUGGGAACAGAGAGAAUGGUGCACUCCACCCCGUACGCCCAUCGAAACACAAACAAUCAACAGAAGCCCGUUUGCGUCACCUAUAGAGGAUAUUCUAAAGACAACUUCCUCUCAGUCUCAAGCAUUCGACAUGAAUCCAGUGAAAUAUCGCAGCUCGCCUGACAAAGACUGCUUCGCUGGUCUACCUCUGGAGAUUGUGGAGGAGAUAGCGUCCUAUCUAUCAACCACAACCGUGCUCACGGCUAGACUGGCCUCUCCGGCAUUCACCCAGUUGUUCUAUGACCAAAUGUUUUGGUCUUCUAGAUUUCGACCAAACCACGAGCGAGGUUUUCUUUUCGAAGUCUGGGGGAAGCGUGUUGCCCGCGAUUGGCGCUGGCUGUAUCGGCAGACAAGAGAUAUCGCUGCAACCUACCCCGGCCUAAAUAAUAGACUGCGAAUCUGGUGUAUCGCGGAACUGAUUCUUGAGAAAUUGACUAUUACCCGCGGAGACCCCUCCACACACUUGUCGACUGGCCAGCGGCUAUCGAGAUACCGCAAGGGUGAGGUAUAUGGAGGCCCAACAGUUGCGAAGACUCUCAAGACGAAGACAGCAGCCCAAGCGAUAGUUCCAGAAAAGACAGCGGUGCCGCCUGACGUCUAUCGGAUCGGAAUCUCAGUUAUUGAAGAUGGGGAAACGACCUACGUUGCGGGAAUACAUCUCUUCCAUGGCAUGUCCGGGAAUGUUAUUCGCUUGGGAUAUGUCACGGCGCCUGGAACAACAAGCUACUCUGACAUCAAUUCCCUGAAGGGCUUCGUUGUUUCCGUCGGAUCAACCGGACUUCAUGCGCUCCAAAUUGUCCAUCGCGAUGAUGAUAGUCUGUCUACUUGGCAUGGAAACCCUAAGCUUGGGGCAAAGACCAGGCGUCUUGUGUUUGUUGAAGAAAUUGUUGCCUUGUCUGCUGGGUUCGAUGGAUAUAAAAUGGUGUACAUGGCCGCCUGGGGUACCCGAGCGCCCAAGUCCAAAGGAUCGAAGCAGAUUGACCUAAUCAGGAAUCAUUUCCUAUGGUACCCCGAACUUCCUACUCCUAAGGAACUCAUAAAUGAGACUUCCGUUUUUGGGAAGCUGGAGUCAAGCUCGAAAGGAUUUCGCCCUGUGAUAUUUGCUAAUUUCGGGGGUUCCUCUGGAUCCGGUCUGCGGCACUUGGUGUGUGUGUCUGCAAUGUUUGGCCUUGACCGGCUACUGAAUGUCACGUUUUACUUCGAGGCGGAUGGUGUUUUAUGUCGACCUGUGCAUCUUUCUCAACGCCAAGCCAACGCUCUAGGUAUGGCGGAGUUCGAAAUCCAUGGUUUUGCGGGGGAGUACAUCGAAAGAGUUGAAGUCGAAACCUCCACAGUCUCAGACUAUAUCACUGGAAUCAGGUUAACAACAAACUGGGAGGACCAAUGGACAGCCUCGGGCAAUUUAUUGGGCAUAACAAAGUACACAGUUCUCCAAACGGCGCCAGGAACGAUCCCCACUGGCCUCUAUUCCACAGAGGGAAGAGGCGGGAUCAAGAAUAUGGGAAUCAUCUCGCAGCGAGUCAAGCCUUGGGGCCGACAUCAUAUAUGA